Molecule: messenger RNA, 969 nt
Organism: Anisakis simplex (herring worm)
Lineage: Eukaryota; Metazoa; Nematoda; Chromadorea; Rhabditida; Anisakidae
Source: the annotation of a GenBank genome assembly
AUGUCUGAACAAGACGAAGGUCCAAGUAAAUGCAGUCGAAAAACAGCACUUUCAAUUUUCGUUGCCUUCGAAGCAGUUGCUUUCACACUCAGUCUUAUCGCUUUGAUUAGUCCAAGUUGGCAGUAUGUCUAUUUGGAGAAUGGUCGAACAGAGCAUCAUCAUGGAUUAUGGCUCGAUUGCAAACGUGACUAUUCACAUGAAUAUGGAAGAACCAGAGAGUAUUAUGAAACACUCUAUAGGUUGGAUGUAGAAGUAACCCCAUUCGAUCACUUCUUCUUGCCAUCACUGAAUUGUGUCUAUAAAUUCGAUUACUAUAUUGAUACCGAAGAUUUGUACGAUCACAACCACGAUGAAAAUCGUUUACAGGAUGAUGCAAAUCAACAUCUUUUUUUACCAUGGAAAAUCGCAGCACUUGCGGCACUGGGACUGGCGAUUCUGGCCGCUGGAAUGGCUUUAUUGCUUUGCAUUUGUGCAUUUUGUCAUCGAACUUUUAUUUGUGCGUCGACCGUUCUUGUUUCGAUUGCUGCAUUUUUAUCGAGCGUUGGUCUUCUCGUGUUCUACAUUUGGGCUAACUAUCAAGAUAACAAUAUCAUCAAGGAAGAUGAUGCUGUUUAUCAGCAAUAUUUCGGCUGGGCUGUAUAUAUGCAAGCUGUUGGAACGGUUUUACACUUCUUGGCCUCAUUCCUGGGCUGUAUCGCCACAUCAACCGCUUUUCAUAAAGGCAAAGCAAAGCUGGUCAAAAUAGAGGUCGUCGAUACUGAUAGUUCAUCGUUACUCGACACUAAUCGAUCGCAACAAUUCAAACGCUCAUUCUCGGCUGUUUAUAAAGUUGAUUCAGCUGCACUCCGUCGAUGGGAAAAAGAUUAUAUGAGCAAGCUGAAAACACAAAGAAGUUCGAAUGAGGUACAUCUUCGUAGCAAUGCUCGGUUUCCUUCAGUCCUCGCAAACGGUUAUAAGAUAGUGGAAUAA